Messenger RNA from Cydia splendana, 2822 nucleotides. RefSeq names its product GDP-Man:Man(3)GlcNAc(2)-PP-Dol alpha-1,2-mannosyltransferase (gene Alg11). Gene Ontology annotation, biological process: protein N-linked glycosylation. Gene Ontology annotation, molecular function: GDP-Man:Man(3)GlcNAc(2)-PP-Dol alpha-1,2-mannosyltransferase activity. The record is from RefSeq and is a predicted model, not a curated record. Lineage: Eukaryota; Metazoa; Arthropoda; Insecta; Lepidoptera; Tortricidae. Gene Ontology annotation, cellular component: endoplasmic reticulum membrane. The transcript has 10 exons. The coding region runs from base 108 to 1568 and encodes 486 amino acids.
CGCGAAUGCAAAUUACACACGGCGUUUGUGGAUUGGCCGUCGCAUUUACAGAUAUUAUUUAUUUAGUAAAUUAAAAACUCACAGUCAUAUUUAUUUAAUAAAUUAAAAUGCUCUUCGAAGCCUUUAUUUUACUGGUAGUACUCCCGCUAUUCUUCCUCACGUUGCUACUGUUCGGAGCCUUCGUGAUCGUCCCGGGCGCCUUUAUAUUCGCAUCAUGGUACAUGCGAAUCUACGAGCGAAAGAAACAGCGGAGGCUGCGAGAUGGGCCUAACUUGGCAUUCUUCCACCCGUAUUGUAAUGCCGGGGGCGGCGGAGAGCGGGUGCUAUGGGUGGCUAUUAAGGCCAUUUUGACUAGAUAUCCAGACACCAACAUAUACAUUUAUACAGUGGACACGGCAGAGCCUCAGACCAUUGCCAACAAAGUGCAGAAUACAUUUAAUGUAAAAGUUGAUGCCAGCAAACUUAACUUCAUAAGGUUGGUGUCAAAACGGGCGAUAGAGGCAAGCUCAUACCCUUACUUCACACUGCUGAUGCAAAGUCUAGGCUCGAUGGUGAUGGGGUUGGAGGCCUUCAUGAAGUUCAAUCCAGAUAUCUUCAUAGACACGACAGGAUAUGCCUUCACCUACCCAAUCUUCCGGUACCUAGCGCAGUGUCCAGUGGGCACAUACACCCACUACCCUAUCAUCACUAAGAGCAUGAUGCGGCGCGUGCAGCAGCGAAUCGUCUCCUACAACAAUAGGGGGAUUAUAGCCAGGAAUCCUGUCUUCACUUGGUGCAAGCUCUUGUACUACAAAGCUUUUGGGUGGUUGUAUGGAAUCGUGGGCCGCUGUGCUGACGUGGUGAUGGUGAAUGGUACAUGGACGGAGGACCACAUCAACGACUUGUGGAACUCGCCUUUCAAGACGCACCGGGUCUAUCCACCCUGUGAAGUAACAGAGCUGAAGCAGCUACGAUCUCUAGUCAAAGACACGGAUCCGAUCCGGAUACUAUCCGUGGCGCAGUUCAGACCUGAGAAGGAUCAUCCGCUCAUGCUACAAGCUAUGUACGAGUUACGAAACUUGCUGGUCAAAAACGAAGUGCUUUGGAACAAGAUCAAACUGGUAUUCGCCGGCGCGUGUCGAAACGCAGAGGACGAGGAGCGGGUCCAAAACCUCAAAGAUUUGGCCAAGCACUUGUCUCUCGAGAACAGCGUGCAGUUCGUCGUGAACGCUCCCUACGCGCAGCUGCUGCAGUUGUACCAGACGUGCAGCAUAGGGUUGCAUGCUAUGUGGAACGAGCACUUUGGAAUCAGCGUAGUGGAACUGAUGGCAGCAGGUCUCAUCACCAUCGCGCACCGUUCAGGCGGUCCCCUCGCCGACAUCGUGGAGACAACUGAAACUAGUCGAACCGGCUUCCUGUGCUCUGAGGCUGAUGAGUACGCUCGCGCCAUUCUUGAAGUCAUAGCUCUAGCGCCUGAGGAGAGGCAGCGAAUCAUAGACGCAGCUAGGGCAUCUGUGGAUCGUUUCUCCACUUUGGAAUUCGAAAAGACCUUCCUUCGUGUGGCAGAACCUCUCAUGAAGCUCGACUGAUAGAAUUAUUCAUAUAAUGCCGCCUGUACACACUCGUCGAGACCUAGAUGCCGAGAGUCUCGGCACCGCUCCGAUCCAAUCGGAGAAGCGCGGGGCGAAACGAGGAAGAGCGAGAUGAGAAGGGAGGCGUAUGUACACACACACACACUCGUUCUUGGCCUGUCUCGGGGUGUCUCGACAAGUGUGUACAGCCCGCAUAAAAGGACUGAUACUUAUGGCGUUAUUCAUAAACGCGGUACUGGCCUGAAUUAGCUAUGAACCGUUUGUCUUUAUCUGUCACUUUGACUUAUGUAUUUGUAAGAAAGGGAUAAAACAUAAUUUAACUAAAUCAAGCCCAGGGGGUUAAACUUUUGAACGCCACGUCUAUCGUGCGCGGCGCGUCACCGUGAACGUUGUCGUAAUUAUAGAGUAAUAUAAGUAAAAAAAGAGUGACAACUCCAUACAUCAGUUUUCUUACCAAAACGCGCGUUAUUUCGUAGUCGACAUCUAACGUAAAGUAGUGGAACCAUCAGUACCGCUACUUGACAUCAGAUGGCACAAGUGUCGCUACUGACGUAUAAUGUACUGCUAAAACAAUUUACAACUAAUAUUAGAAGUAUGAGUUGAAAAUAGUUUCGAGUGAUCCGGUUAUAAUAUCAGCUGAAAAUUGUUGAUCAUUAGAGUUUUCGUUCGCCGCGACAUCUAUUGUCGACUAGCAGUACUGGUAUAUUCCGCUACUUGACGCUAGGUGUCGACUACGAAAUAAGGCGCGUUUUGGUAAAAAGACUGAUGUAUAGGGUUACCACUCUUUCUUUACUUAUAUUAGGUACUCUAUGUCGUAAAUGUCGUAAUGCACGCAGGUUGAUAAUGUUGAUAUUGAACUGUAGCCGCGCCACUAUAUUUGUUACACAUUGUACAGUCAGCAGCAUUAGUUACUAAACGGGCGAGGUGUUCUAAAUGAUCUUGACGCGACUUUAUUGCUACGAGAAUAAGAGCGCGUCAAGGUAAUUUUGAAGUUUUUGAACACAUCGUCCGUUUAGCAACUUCUGGCUGCUGCCUGUAUGUAUGUGUACUAAUUUUAGUUCUUAAAUACUAAUCCAGUCAAAUGAGAGUUGUUAGUAAGUAGAUUAAAACGUACGUAUUUUAUGGUUUGCCUUACGUUUGAUAAGUUUAGAAAGAGAUAAAUACAGAAACCACUAUUUUUAGUGCUAAGCAUCAAAUAGUAAUAUGUAUUUCUAUUUUAUGAAAUGUUCCACUAAUUUUAAGUGUAAUUAA